Messenger RNA from Gastrolobium bilobum, 1503 nucleotides. RefSeq lists its product as uncharacterized. NCBI's taxonomy places the organism in Eukaryota, Viridiplantae, Streptophyta, Magnoliopsida, Fabales, Fabaceae. The coding region runs from base 1 to 1503 and encodes 500 amino acids. The record is from RefSeq and is a predicted model, not a curated record. The transcript has a single exon.
AUGACCCUUCAUGGUGAAACAGAUCUCCUGAUGUGUAGAACCUUCCCAACGCUCUUGGGCGGGAGAGCGUUAACUUGGUAUACCACCUUACCAACAGGUAGUGUAGCAUCCUGGGACGAUCUGGCAAGAAAGUUCCAGACCCACUUUGCCAUCAGUCGCCCUGUACCAAAGUCUGUCCAUGCCUUGGAAAAAGUACGCCAGCAAUCCGGGGAAACUCUUAGGUCCUUCCUAGAUCGUUUUGACAAAGAGGCCCUGCAGGUACAAGGGCUAGACCCAAAGGUGCAGUUGCACAUACUUUUAUCUGGAUUGCGUGAAGGAGCAUUCGCCUACGAGCUUGCUCGUCACGAGAUUUUAGAUCUUGAAGAAGUCAAGCGUAAAGCUCAAGAGUUUAUGCGAAUCGAAGAAUACAAAGGAAGUCGAGCAGGCGACAGCCACUGCCAAGAAAACAGAGAGACUAAAAAUCGUGACCAUGCUGAGGAACGGAGAAAGAGUCACAAACCCCCCAAGUAUGUCAGUCGCCAACAAGGGAGAGACAUGGCUGGACGUCAUACACAUAGCGUCCUUCAGACCGAGUACAAGGAGGAACGCAAAGAUAGCCCAAGACGUCAGCAGCAAUCUCAGGGAAGUGUUGUAUACUGCAAAUUCCGCCGCAGUAACGGCCACAGUAUCGAGGAAUGCAGGCAUCUCAAGGACGAAAUCGACGAGAUCAUUAACAAUAGAGGUCAAAGAAACACGAGAAGCAAUGCCCGAAUCUCAGGAAACAACAGGCGAUAUCGAGAGCGUAGCUGGUCACCAGAUCGAAGAAGGAGCACCCAGCCCAGGUAUCAAACUCGUCGUGCGCGAGAUCGCAGGGAAAGGUCUCCCCUAAUCCGCGAGGCGCGUGAUAACCAGAUCAACAGAGAAAGGCGCGACGGAAGAGACGAAGAUUCAGCAGCCAUAAAACAUGGAGUGAUAAAUAUGAUCUCUGGAGGGAUGGGUGGCGGUGGAGUAACAGUUAAUGCCCGAAAGAGACACUUGAAGCAGUGCCUAGCAGUGGCAGGAAAAACCAUCAGCAAAACGAACAUAGAUGCACGUCAGGCCAAACCAAAAAUCAUCUGGGACUUCAACGAGUUGGGCGACAUCCUACCUGGCCAUGACGACCCCUUGGCCAUCCAAGCAAUCAUUGCCAACUGGAGCGUCAACCGCGUAUUUGUAGAUCAUGGCAGUUCUGCUGACAUUUUGUUUUUGCCUUGUCUUAAGGAUUUGGGUUUUACUGUUAAUGACUUAACACCAGUGGCAGGUGAACUUGCAGGGUUUAAUGGCACAACCACCAAACCUUUGGGAUUAAUAAACUUACAAUUAUCUCUGGGAACACCACCUACCUCAAAGUCAGCCGACAUUCAAUUCCUGGUGCUGGACACCCAGUCGGCUUACAACGUAAUCCUCGGCUUUUGUCUUUUUCAUCACAGAUUCUGUCUUUCCAUAACAGCAAAACUUAGAGACAAGCUACAAAUUCUUGGGUAG